Molecule: messenger RNA, 1582 nt
Organism: Ixodes scapularis (black-legged tick)
Lineage: Eukaryota; Metazoa; Arthropoda; Arachnida; Ixodida; Ixodidae
Exons: 1
Coding region: 345-1574 (409 amino acids)
Molecular function (GO): zinc ion binding; nucleic acid binding
Source: RefSeq, a predicted model, not a curated record
UUACCACAUGUAAAAUUAAUUAAAAAAAAUUAGAAAACAAAAAUGUGUAUAUAUUGUGAGGGCGCUUCUGCGUAGCACUGCCCACGGACAUCGUCGUCGUCACUUUUGGCUGUGGGUGGCGCGAUCGGCAUCGUCAGCUGAUGAGUGGCACCUUUUUUGAAACGUUCUGCAGCUAUCAGACUCUGAUAAAAAACCGUCAUCUGACCGACCUGUCUCUGUCUCACAACGUGGUGGAGGUGAGCCUUUAGACCCCGUACCUUCCCUUCGAGCUUCCGCUUAAAACCCUGGAGCUCCGAAACCGCACUCUGGCUACCAUCACGGCGACGGCUGCUCAAACCCCCUCGAUGUCUCAACCAUCUACGACGACGACUACAGCCACCACGAUGACUGAACAGCAAUUGCAACCAAGUCCUACCACUCCUGGUUGGACGAUUCGCAGCCGCCAAAGAGACCCUAAGGUUUUUGCUGGUCUUCGUGACGAAGAUGUUGAGGACUGGCUCGACAGUUACGACCGCGUGAGCGUCUACAACAGAUGGGACAAUCCCACUAAACUCGCUAACGUGGUCUUCUACCUUACUGAUGUUGCCAAAACGUGGUUUCUGAACCACGAAGAAGAAAUUCCAGACUGGAACGCUUUUACCACGAAGCUAAAGGACAUAUUCGGCACUCCAACUAGCCGCAAAGAGAACGCGAAAAAGAAACUCGAGACUCGACGUCAAGGAGAAGAGACGUACACCUCCUACAUUGAAGACGUCCUCGCGCUCUGCCGUCGCGUCAACUGCGAAAUGCAAGAGAGUGAGCGCGUACGUAACCUCCUGAAGGGAAUUGCGGAGCCGGCCUUCAAUGUUUUUCUGGUCCGAAAGCCCGAAUCGAUAGCUGACAUCACAUCUGUUUGCCAACACCUCGAUGAAAUGCGGACCAUCAGAGUUUCUUGCCCAGCUCAGAAUCUCGGAGAACCAAAAGCGACAAAUUCUGAACUCCGCACCCUCAUUAGAGACAUCGUUCGAGAAGAGCUCCGGGAGAUGCUCAACGAAACACGCCGCGGCGCUGAACCGGCAGCAAGUUCUCCAGACUUGCGGUCCCUUGUCCGAGACGAGUUAGCAGCUCUACCUUCUGCAACUCUUCCUCUCCCCACGCCCGCACCACCAACCUACGCCGAGAUUGCCGCUAGGAUGCCUUCCCCUCAAGUGGCUUCGUUACAACAACUCCACACCCCACCCUCCUUGGCUGCAUUUACUCCAGCCACCCUCACCCCGACGUACCAAUCUUGGAGACCACCCAACCGCCCAGUAUGUUAUUACUGCGGCAUUAGGGGUCACAUUGCCCGCUACUGCAGGAAACGCAGAGAUGACGACAGGUACGACAACUCUUAUCAUCCUCACUUUCGCCGAGAUCAAGGGACCUACAAUGUAGGUCGGAACAACUCCGGCCGCCAAGGAAGUAUUUCCCCUCAGAGGUCGAGAUUUGAAAGCCAAACAUAUCCUAGGCGUCGUUCCCCCUCUCCACUCCCACGCUCUGGGUCUCCGAUGAUUCCAUCUACCCAAACCUACCCUAAAUACCCAGCGGAAAACUAAAAAACGCA